Molecule: messenger RNA, 1530 nt
Organism: Penicillium longicatenatum
Lineage: Eukaryota; Fungi; Ascomycota; Eurotiomycetes; Eurotiales; Aspergillaceae
Exons: 5
Coding region: 1-1530 (509 amino acids)
Biological process (GO): transmembrane transport
Molecular function (GO): transmembrane transporter activity
Source: RefSeq, a predicted model, not a curated record
AUGACGUCGACUUUGGUUGACAUCACGGACGAGCCUAAGUUCUCGCUCCGCAAGCAACUACGAGAAGAACGCCUUGAGCUUACAUUAGAUGGAAGCUUUGUACGAUGGAUGCGAAACAACCCUCAAUACCCACGAAAUUGGUCUACGACUCGGAAAAUCUAUGACACUGGGCUUGUCUGCAUAUUGGAUCUUUUUGUAACUGCCAGCAGCACUGCAGGCGCGGGCGCUGCAGCAAAGGCAAAGGAUGAAUACCACCUGGAUUCAACCGUUGCAAUAUUCUGUUUCGUUACACUUUUUCUUCUUGGCCAGUCUUUAGGCAAUGUUGUUCUUCCUCCAUGGUCCGAGUCUUUUGGUCGCAAAAGAAUUUACAUAAUAAGUAGUGGCAUUAGCUGCAUAUGUUCUGUCACCAUUGGCUUUUUGCAUUCUCUACCGGGUGCAAUUAUUAUGCGCAUUCUUGCUGGGAUAUUUUCAGCUGUACCUGCCACCGUUGUUGGUGGGACCAUUGAGGAUCUCUUCGACACAAGAGCCCGCAUCUGGGUCGUUUUUUUCUGGACCAUCGCCUCAAAUAUUGGCUUAAUCAUAGGUCCGAUUAUGAGUGCAUUCAUUAUUGAAGCCCUUGACUGGCGAUGGGUGUUUUAUGUCUACGCCAUUAUCCUUGCCGGUAUUACGGGUCUUUUAUGCUUCAUCAGAGAAUCACGAUCAUCCUGCGUUUUGUCCUGCGAGAUAAACCGCUUGCGCCAGGUUAUUCCAAAUAUACCACCACCGCUUAAUCACGACCAUUCUCCCGAUAUGAGGACUUUCGUCACAGAAGCUCUCUUCAGGCCUGUUCAGCUGUUUUUCCGAGAGCCCAUCAUUUUUGCUAUUUCCAUGAUGAUCUCAGUCGCUAUGUCUCUUAUCUACAUUUUCACCGAAGCUCUACAGCCAAUAUAUGAGUCCAUGGGAUUUACUGCUUCUCAAGCCUCGUUGAUCUUCAUGGCUAUUGGCCUUGGUACAUGUGUCAGCACCCUCACCAGGAUUCUGGAUUGCUACAUCUACAACAGCCGACGAAGCCGAAACCUGCCUAUAAAGCCUGAGCACAAACUCGCGGGAUUAGCAAUUGGUGUACCAUUUUUGGCAAUCGGUUUAUGGUGGUUUGGGUGGACGAUCCCGCCCAAAGUUGAGGGGCCAAAUGUACCCUGGAUUGUCCCAACCCUUUCUUUAGUCCUGGUCGGGUAUGCCCUGACAGAGUUAGAUACCGUCUUGUACGCGUACAUAUCGGAUAGCUAUCUGAGUUACUCGGCAAGUGCUACCGCUGCAGUCGCGUUUAUGAGAGGAUUGCUAUCUGCAACCUUCCCGCUGUUCACAAAACAGAUGUUCAGCAAACUGGGAGCCAAUAUCGCUAUGUCCAUAUUGGCGACCGUAGCAACGAUCUUUUGCAUAGUUCCACCUUUGUUUUUGUGCUAUGGUGAGGAGAUACGGCGGCGGAGUCACUUUGCAAAGUACAGUUGGGAGAUUCAAGACGAGAUGGGGAAAGAUGAAGAUGAUAUUUAA